Messenger RNA from Lodderomyces jiufengensis, 1032 nucleotides. RefSeq lists its product as uncharacterized. The coding region runs from base 1 to 1032 and encodes 343 amino acids. The transcript has a single exon. Gene Ontology annotation, molecular function: oxidoreductase activity, acting on the CH-OH group of donors, NAD or NADP as acceptor. Lineage: Eukaryota; Fungi; Ascomycota; Pichiomycetes; Serinales; Debaryomycetaceae. The record is from RefSeq and is a predicted model, not a curated record.
AUGUCUAAAGAAACUGUUUUAAUUACAGGCGCUACAGGUUAUAUUGCACAACAUAUCGUCAAACAAUUGAUUGAGAAGGGAUAUAAAACAAUUGGUACAGUCAGAUCAGAACAAAAAGGUGAGAAUUUAAAAUCAUUAAUCAAAGAAGCUGGUUUAGAUUCUGAUUUGUUUAGUUAUGUUAUAGUUCCAGAUAUAAUUAAAAAGGAAUCAUUUGAUAAAGUAUUUGAAGAAAAUCCACAAAUUAGUAUAGUUUUACAUACUGCUUCUCCAGUUGAUUUCGCAGUAGAUGAUGUUCAAAAGGGAUUGGUUGAUCCAGCUGUUUUAGGAACUAAAAAUAUUUUACAGUCAGCUCAACAACACGAGAAUAUUAAACAUUUAGUAAUCACAUCAUCUACAGCAACUGUAAAUGACACAACAAAUUCAACUCCACCAGGUACAGUGUUAACUGAAGAUUCAUGGAACAAAGUCACUCAUUCACAUUUAAAACAUUCAAAAGAUGCAGAUACGGGUUACAGUUUGAGUAAAACUUUAGCUGGUAAAGAAGUUGUUAAAUUUUUCGAAAAUGAAAACCCAAAUUUCACAAUCACUUCUGUAUUACCAACUUAUGUAUUUGGUCCACAAGCUUUUGAAGUUAAAGAUAAAUCACAAUUGAAUUUUUCUGCUGAAUUGGUUAAUAAAGUUUUGAAAUUAAAACCCAAUGAAGAGAUUCCACCUAUUGUUGGAAACUUUAUUGAUGUAAGAGAUGUAGCUCACGCUCAUAUUAAAGCUUUUGAAAUUUCAAAAGAAACUAAUGGUAAAAGAUUGGUUUUAGUUAAUGGACCAUGGACUAAUCAGUUAUUGGCUUAUAUUAUUAACAAGAAUUUCCCACAAACUGAUAUUCCUAAAGGUUCAAAAGAAAAAUCUGAUGAAGAAAUUAAACAAAAUGGUCAAAAAUAUGAUUAUAGUAAGACUGAGAAAUUAUUGGGAUUUGAUUAUAUUAGUUUGGAAAAAUCUGUUGUUGAUUCCGUUCAACAAAUUCUUGAUGCUAAAUAG